AUGCGGGAUGCUGAUCCGGAUGGUCUGCUGCUGCGACCCAGUGUCUUCCGGAGGGCACGCCGGGUUCUUCAGCAGCUUGGUCCUUACGCCUGCAACAUGUUUUGGAGGAACACUGUCGACGAAUUGGAAAUUUCGACAGGUAGAGGCGGCAUUGGUUUCGACAGCAACAAUUCAAUCCGGCAAAAGUUGGCUGAGCUACGGAAACACUGGUCUGACGGUACCUUGGUCGUGUCUCUGAGCUCACCCGCGUGUAACAUCACCCCGAAACUGGCAAAGCUCGUCGAAGUACUGUCAAGCUAUGAUGGAUCCGGAAGCGGCUUCCGCGGCGUUGUUCUCGUCAAGGACAGGGCGAUUGCGAGGACCUUGUCGAAGUUGUUGCAAAGACAAGAAAUUGGGCUCCCGUUCAUUCGAGCAGUCGAAGUCGAACAUGCUGCCGCAAGUGACCCUAGCUACCAGCUCAACCUGACUCGCGCGUUCGGCGGUGGUCAGUACAACCUCCUCGUAUUGACCCGAACGACAGCGGAUAUCGAAUUUCCACCCGCUUCCACGGUUAUCAGUUUUGACCUCUUCGAGGAUCAACUGACUUACGCACACUGUCACGCCCGCGGCAAAGGCAGACACAGUCAUAUGCUCUUCCUCAUCGAAAAAGGCAACAACGAGCAGCGGAAAAUCUUGACACGUGUACAAAUGGUUGACGCAGACUUGCGGGGCUGGAUUGCGGGCUUCGUUGGUGGGGAUAGCAAACACAUGCCGCCCAGCACUACGCACACCACUUUGGAACCGUGUCUCUCUGAUAGCGACGGCGAAGAAGAGGAUGGAGAGUUCGUGCUGGACCCAACAACAAGUGCCCAUCUCCACAAGUCCGAGGCAGAAGCAGCCAUACAUCGACUAGUUGCUGGUUUCGAGGAUCCCACUGGCGCGACGCAAGACUUGCCCUCAGUAUCCCUUGAACGGAAACCUGGGCAAGGUGCACAGAGUUACCGCUACACCAUCUCACUACCAACGAGCUUUGGUAUUCCUGGCGUGGUUGGACCGUACUGCCCAACGAAGACGCAGGCCCGACGCGAAGCCUUCUACAAGGCUUGCGAAGAAAGCGUCCGGAGCGGACUCAUGAGCUACCAGCACUUUCCUCAACCCCUAUGGCAGCCACCCGACGCCACUCAAGUGGCGGACAGCGACGCACCCCAAGAUGUCAAGACUGCGAACAGCUCUGCUGCGAUCCAUGGCUACCCACGCAAAUCGCCCGACUUCUGGACCAACUCGUCGAAAUAUCCCGUAACGACGCUGUACCCCACGGUGGUCGUGCCAGAGAACCUCGGUGGCGAGCCUCACGCCCCAGUUGCGAUCCUCACGCGGGCGCCCCUCCCUCAAAUGUCAGAGUUCCUGCUUUUCUUCAGCGGCGCGCGAGCGACAGUCCGCUUCUACCCAGGCGCACCCUUUGAAGUCAACUCGGGACAGCUCCACGCGCUGCGCGGCUACACUGUCCGCGUCGUACGCUCCCUGACCAACAAGCCCUUUGAGUGCACGUCGGAGAGUCUGCUGUCCUUCUUCGCCCCUCUCAACGCACCGUGGCAGCCACUCCCUGGUGUGCAAGGCCUGCAGCCUGUAGCGAAACAUAUUCCCUGGGACGCUGUACAGCUCGCUGCGGACUACUACGCGGUGCCCUUGUUCAACAGCCUGACUGCUCUGGAUGACAAUGCUCGGGAUGCGAUCGUUCAGGACCGAAACGUGGAGUUCACGAUGCGGCAUUUCCUUGUCACGGUCCGGCACGACCUGACGCCCUUGAGCAAAGCCGAGGACAGUCCGCGCGAAGCUGAGUUCCCAAGUUUCCUCGAAUACUGCAAAGCGCGCAGAAAGGACUUCCCAGGCUUGGAAGAUGAGAAACAGCCCAUGAUCGAGGUGUCGGCAGUUCCUGCGGUGAUCAACAACCUGCACCCCAUGUCUACGCCUCCGACACCUCCCGCCAAGGCUCCGCUGAAGUAUCUCAUUCCUGAACUUACAUAUAAGUUCACAAUCCCCGCUAGGCACGUCGCUCCAUACAGCACCUUCCGCACAUUGUGGCUCUUGCCAUCCGUCAUGACGAAGGUCGACAGCUGUUUACUUGUCAAGGAGCUCGAUGCGAAGCUCUUCCACCACAGUAUAUCUGAACAGCAACUCCUCAUCGCGCUCUCCACCCGUGCCGCGUGGACCGAGUUCAACUACGAGCGGCUUGAGUUCCUCGGUGACGCAUUCUUGAAGGUUAUCGCCUCCAACUUCCUGUACGUGACGAUGCCGACCGCCGGGGAGGGCACGCUGCACAACGUGCGGCAAAGCAUCAUCGGGAACAAGGUCCUGCACGAGUGCGCGAUGCGCGUCGGCAUCUGCCCGUUCGUCCAGCACAAGCGCUUCGUCGCAAAGCUCUGGCAGCCACCGCACAUCCCCGCACCUACCGCCACGGAGCCGAAUGAGGAUGUCGAGAUGGCAGACGGUGAAGGUACAGGUGACGGCGGGGAAGGAAAGGGCAACCGGAAGAAGAGCAAGAAGGAGCGCCAGCUCUCCGCGCAAAACAGGCUCUGGAUGGGCGACAAGGUCGUCGCGGAUGUUGUGGAGGCCAUCCUCGCCGCCGCGUUCCUGUCUGGGGGACACGAGGGCGCAUUGCAGGCGGCGCGUCGGCUGCAGAUCCCGCUGCCGAACAUCGCGCAAUGGACGGACUUCACGCGCAUCGGCGCGCAGCAGGGUGAGCAGGACGCGGGCGCGGGCGCGGCGGGGGCGUUCGUACUGGAUGAUACGGUCGAGGCCGUGCAGGCCAUCGUCGGGUCGGUGUUCAGCAAGCCCGAGCUGCUCGCUCAGGCCCUCACUCACGGAUCGGCGUUCGGAAGUAGUGAGGGCGCCAGCUACGAAAGACUCGAGUUCAUCGGCGAUGCGAUCCUCGACUUCCUUGUCGCGCGACACAUCUUCCAGCGCCACCCGCACCUCUCCCCAGGCGGACUGACGCUACUGAAAGGCGGCAUGGUCUCGAACCGCGCGCUCGCCGCCUUCUGCGUCACCACAGGUCUACACCGGCACCUGCACUUCGCGUCCGACCAGCUCGCCGACUCGAUCCAGCGCUACGUGACCUCGCUCACCGAGCUGCGCGAGAAGGAGUACGAGGCCGUCGCGCGCGAGCAGCGGCUCCCGGGCCAGUACUGGCUCGACCUGCCGCUCGAGCCGCCCAAGUGCCUGUCGGACCUCGUCGAGAGCAUCCUCGGCGCGCUGUAUGUGUGUGACGGCUUCUUCGAGGUCGGGGUCGGCCGCUUCUUCGACGCGGUGUUCAAGCCGUUCAUGGACGCGCACGUCCGGCUGCAGACGCUCUCGACGAACCCGAAGGUGACGCUGCUUGAGCUCCUGCAGGCUGAGGGCUGUCGGCAGCAUGCGGUGGUGAAGUUGCCUCAGGACCGCCAGAAUGCGCUUGUGCAUAUGGAGGGUGAGUACCGUUCUUGCGUAGUCCAUGUGCACGGACAGGUCAUUGCGAGUGCGACAGACCCGACUGCCGCUAUUGCAACGCGCAAAGUGUCACUGGCGGCGCUCGAUGCAUUGGGGAACAACCCGGAGCUACUAUGGCGCAUCUGCGACUGUGUAUCCGGAGAAUCCACCAAGAAGCAAGCCCGCAAGGCGACCGAAGGAGAGGAUGGGGCCGGGGAAGUAGAGGAGACGAUGGACACAACCGAGACGACGGAGUAG
Messenger RNA from Trametes versicolor FP-101664 SS1, 3699 nucleotides. RefSeq names its product ribonuclease III. The coding region runs from base 1 to 3699 and encodes 1232 amino acids. Gene Ontology annotation, biological process: RNA processing. The record is from RefSeq and is a predicted model, not a curated record. Gene Ontology annotation, molecular function: ribonuclease III activity. The transcript has 12 exons. Lineage: Eukaryota; Fungi; Basidiomycota; Agaricomycetes; Polyporales; Polyporaceae.